Molecule: messenger RNA, 2232 nt
Organism: Zymoseptoria tritici IPO323
Lineage: Eukaryota; Fungi; Ascomycota; Dothideomycetes; Mycosphaerellales; Mycosphaerellaceae
Exons: 4
Coding region: 1-2232 (743 amino acids)
Cellular component (GO): cytoplasm; nucleus
Molecular function (GO): mRNA binding
Source: RefSeq, a predicted model, not a curated record
AUGGUGGUUGUCGCGGGGCAUGGUCUUCCGUCCCCGGACAAGGCCAAAUUGCUUGUCAUGAACCAUGAAUAUGGUCAGUCAGAAGCGAGAUCGAUGUUACCGACGACGACGCAGGAGGAGCCCUACUUCACGGCAGCUCUGAUGUGCACUCCACGCAAGCGCAACUUUGGCCUCUCCUGGCGUGCUCCAUUUGGCCUACUGUACGCAGAAAACCCUGCAUCGAUUGUGUGCUACUGCACCUACACCACCGCUCCGCCGACCAUCUCUAUCGCCCGCGAGCUCUCUGCCCCGCCGUCGCCAUACACUGGUCCGCUAAUUGUUGCGCUACACUUUGGCUUGGCGUCAGUGCGAACAACGGGCCCAUCACCCAGCCCACGAAGGCUUUUCUCCGGUUCGCAACUCCGCCCAGCCGCGUCUGCGGUCAUGAACAACCACAACUAUAACGACAUGUAUUAUGACAAUAACGCCAACCGCUCGCCGACGUCGCAGCGCCAACAGUCCCUUCAUCGCCAGUCCUCGCGACAGCAAUUCGAGCCUGCGUACGGCCACCUACCGUCCGGCCUAUACACGGCCGAAGAUCACGCCGCGAGCUACAACGGCAACAGGUUCACUGAUAUGAGGAAUGCUACUGUCAGUGGCUAUGCCAAUGGGUAUGACAUGGGUGGACAAUCGUGGAAUGCCGGCGCCUUUGGUCAGAACAACACCCUGAACGGACUGAGCAAUGGAGGAAGCAUGAGGAAACCACCCUCUCGAGCAGGUCGAGCUGGUCUGCCAACUGGAUGGAUGGACCAAGCUCCACCGAUGCCGCUGAAUCCAUACGCCGGUGGAUACGGCCGACACGACAUGAGCUCAGAGCCAGACGAAGACCUCAUCCCGACCGCAAUCGUGAUCAAGAACAUUCCAUUCGCCAUAAAGAAAGAGCAGCUUGUGGGUAUCAUGACCGAGAUGGGCCUGCCAUUACCGUACGCGUUUAACUACCACUUCGAUAAUGGCGUGUUCCGUGGUCUCGCUUUUGCCAAUUUCACGAACCCGGACGAGACCGCUGCAGUGAUCGACUCGAUGAACCAUUUCGAACUCAACGGAAGAAAACUACGAGUGGAAUACAAGAAGAUGCUGCCCGCGCAAGAGCGUGAGAGGAUUGAGAGGGAGAAGAGAGAGCGCCGUGGACAACUUGAGGAGCAGCACCGGCCGAUACCUGCUCACGCACUGCAGACACAGCCCUCGGUAUCAUCGCUGUCAUCUCGCGUCUUGGCGGGUUCGCCGUCUCCAGUUUCGGCACGCAACCCUCAGAUGGGAGCUUCGUUUCCUCCAGCGGAUGCAGGUGUCGAAGUCGAUCUCAACGACCCACAGGCUCUGCAGCACUACUCGAAGCUGCUGCUUUUCAAGGAGGAUCCGUCGCGUGAUCUGCUCGUGUUCGCUCCGUCGCUCUCCCCUCCCGAGAGGAGAAUUGUGCACACGCUCGCACAUCACAUGGGUCUCGGCCACAUUUCCAAGGGCGAGUCCGACCAUAGAGCGGUCCAUGUGUACAAGGAGAGUCGUCGCCUUAGCCCGCCCAUGCCUACCUUUCCUCAUCUUCAAGCCGACAACCGCCGCGCUUUGAACCGCGCCGCGACCACCGACUUCAGCGACGUGCGCGCCAAUGAGCAGUACUACGCCGGGACGAACUUGCGUCAUCAAGCUUCUGGGUAUCUUGGCGGCUACAACGACGGAGCAGGCCUCGCAGCUGCCAGUAACCUUCGAUCUGCCAAGUCAUUCGCAGAUCUAAGAUCUUACACUCCUUCACCAGUUCCGUCUACUGCGAGCUUCCCAGCUGCACUGAGCCACAAUGUUGCGCGUCUCCAAGAGUUCGGCAGAGAGAACGCUCAGUCGACCACGCCAACUCUGAUGACUCCCGCGAAUGGUAUGGGCGAGCGUAACGACCCCUCGAACAACAUCAUCAAUGGCCUUGGCAACAUGUCGCUCAACUCAGGCUUCGCCGGCAGCCCACGCGGUCUCCGUGGCUUCCCAUCGUGGGAUCGCGAGACUCCAGGCGCCAUCGGUAGCAACAGAUCUUUCAGCACCAACUUUGAAGACCGUUCUCAACCCCGCCAGGGCGGACCUGAGCGUCAGCCUCGCGGUCCACUUCCGGAGCGCGGCGCCGGAUUCCCGCGCCGCCAAAACGGCCACACCCACCGCAACAGCGAUGAACUGUCCCAGCGAAGCAGCGCCGCCGAGAUCACUGUCGAGCACUAG